CCCGGCGCCCCGUCCCCCUGCGGCCCGGACUUGGUACGGCCGGGCGGUUGGCGUCCUCUUCUGUUCCAGCCAGGGGCGGGCUUUUCAAAUCUUUCCUCUGGAACUGUGGCAACGGCCCCGACGUGGGCGAGGGAGAUGGAGGGUCCGACGGUGCAGGGGCCGGAGCCGGGCCUGGCGAGGCUUCCUACCCAGCAGGACUGCAACAUUCAAGAGAAAAUAGACUUUGAAAUUCGAAUGCGAGAAGGAAUAUGGAAACUCCUUUCUCUGAGCACUCAAAAAGACCAGGUUUUACAUGCAGUUAAGAAUCUUAUGGUGUGCAACGCUCGAAUAAUGGCUUACACAUCAGAGCUACAGAAAUUAGAAGAGAAGAUUGCAAAUCAAACAGGAAGAUGUGAUGUGAAUUUUGAAAGUAAAGAACGCACAGCAUGCAGAGGAAGGAUUGCUGUAUCAGAUAUUCGAAUACCACUAAUGUGGAAGGACUCUGAUCACUUCAGCAAUAAAGAACGAUCACAGCGCUAUGCCAUUUUUUGUUUAUUCAAAAUGGGAUCUAAAGUUUUUGAUACUGACAUGGUUAUUGUGGAUAAAACAAUCACAGAUAUAUGUUUUGAAAACGUAACCAUAUUGUAA
Messenger RNA from Castor canadensis (American beaver), 627 nucleotides. The record is from RefSeq and is a predicted model, not a curated record. Lineage: Eukaryota; Metazoa; Chordata; Mammalia; Rodentia; Castoridae.